GUAGGUGGUUACUGGGCAGUCACUGGGAAAGCACAACACACAAUACAAAAAAGAAAGGUUGCUUGAACCCGUACACUAACUGCAGUACUGCUGCACUGAAGUUAAAACCAAUCUCCCCUUCAACAUUUUUGCAGAGCAAUGUAUGGUCCUGGGGUGAAAGUGGGUAACUGGCUGGAAGCUGCCCUGUCAGAGGAGAUGCAUGUGAGUGAAAUGAAGAAACGCCGGGAUAGUGGAAACCUUCUGCUGGACAGGACCCGCGCCGUCUACGAUCGCUUCUACCAGGAAACGGUGCUGGGGCCACCACAGGAUGUGCUUGCCUUCGGAGUGGUGGUGCAGCUCCAGCCAGUGAAAAUCAGUGUCUGCCGCCAACAGGACAUAGAUCAAAACCUGGCCCUGUCGGUUGUAAUUACCCAGGAGGGACUGCACCGCAACUGCAACACCAUAAACGAGAUGUGCGACCUCACAGUGGCACCUUCGCGACGUCCUUCGCUGCGCAACAGCUUCAGGAUCGUCAGUCCGAACGAAAAGGACCUUACUGGUCAGUACCUAGCCUACGGCGAGAAGUUUCGACUCCAGACCCUGGAGCCCGCGGAUGAGCCAAUGUAUGUGUUCAGCGGUCCUAAAAGGCUAAACCUUUCGCUCCCAGUAGAGAAGGUGUUUUUCACCACCAAGAACGGCGAGGUGACGUUGCCACUGGGACUGGUCUCCUACAAGAACUGCGGCCAAUCUGCCCGGGUGCCAACUUCUCACACUCACUUCUUUUGUGCCCAUGAAAGCCCCGAUCACCGUUUCGAAAGCGAGGGCAAAACCAUUCCGGUAAAUAAACCGUUGAUCAUUGUGCACGCUGUGACCAAUCGAAAUCUGGCUGUGGAAAAUGUGCUGGCGAACACCCUAUUUGGCCCAGAGUUUCAGGUGUCCGUGCAGACUUACAAGAAUGUCUACAAGCGGGAGACCUGGAAGAACCAGUGGAUGUUCACAUACUGAUAUCACCAAUCGCAUGUUGUUUUUGUGUUCAUAUUGCCAUACUUAAAUAUAGCUUGUACCUGCUGUAGCA
Molecule: messenger RNA, 1054 nt
Organism: Drosophila elegans
Lineage: Eukaryota; Metazoa; Arthropoda; Insecta; Diptera; Drosophilidae
Product: cilia- and flagella-associated protein 161
Exons: 4
Coding region: 139-984 (281 amino acids)
Biological process (GO): cilium assembly
Cellular component (GO): motile cilium
Source: RefSeq, a predicted model, not a curated record